Messenger RNA from Fonsecaea erecta, 765 nucleotides. RefSeq lists its product as hypothetical. The transcript has 3 exons. Lineage: Eukaryota; Fungi; Ascomycota; Eurotiomycetes; Chaetothyriales; Herpotrichiellaceae. Gene Ontology annotation, molecular function: oxidoreductase activity, acting on the CH-OH group of donors, NAD or NADP as acceptor. The record is from RefSeq and is a predicted model, not a curated record. The coding region runs from base 1 to 765 and encodes 254 amino acids.
AUGUCUUCCUACCUUGUGACCGGUGCCAACCGCGGGCUGGGACUCGAACUUGUCUCCCAGCUCUCCAAGCUGCCUGAGGAUCAAGUUUCGACCAUCUUCGCAGCCACGAGAACUGCUGCUCCUCCCGAUACCUUGAAACAGCUCAUCAAUGGCUCCAACGGGAGGGUCGUGCACCUACCGAUGGUCAUCACGGAUAAGGACAGCAUCAAGACAGCGGCGUCUCAGGUCGACAAGGCUCUUGCCGGAAAGGGGCUCGACGUCCUCGUCAACAAUGCCGGCGUCUGCCCACUCUCCGUGAAGGGCAUCACGGCCAUGGAUAACCUGGAGUAUGCGUUCAAGGUAAAUGUGGAGGCUGUCCACGACAUCACGGCGGCGUUUCUGCCCCUCCUGCGCAAAGGGGGAAAGAAGCAGGUGUUGAAUGUUACGUCCACUCUCGGAUCCAUCGCAAUGGCUCCCCAGUUCGUGCACGCACCAUUCCCGUCCUACAAGAUAAGCAAAGCGGCGUUGAACAUGUUGACGGUGCAAUAUGCCUUGGAGCUGGGCAAAGAAGGCUUCACGUUCUUGAUGGUGUCCCCCGGUUGGUUGAAGACAGACCUGGGUGGGCAGGCCGCCGAUCUGCCGGUCGAGGUUGGAGCACGGGCUACCCUUGACAUCCUGUUCAAGAGCACGAAGGAGGACAAUGGGAAAUACAAGAACAUCCACGUUCCCGGCUGGGAGAAUGUGCAAGGGCCGAAUGUGUAUGAUGGCAGAGACGUCUCCUGGUGA